Messenger RNA from Botrytis cinerea B05.10, 1686 nucleotides. RefSeq lists its product as hypothetical. Gene Ontology annotation, molecular function: transmembrane transporter activity. Gene Ontology annotation, cellular component: membrane. The record is from RefSeq and is a predicted model, not a curated record. Lineage: Eukaryota; Fungi; Ascomycota; Leotiomycetes; Helotiales; Sclerotiniaceae. The transcript has 6 exons. Bases 81 to 1613 code for a protein of 510 amino acids. Gene Ontology annotation, biological process: transmembrane transport.
GAUAGCAUCGCGAUAUCAUUCUACCCCUCAGUACCUACUCGACACCUAGUACAACCACAUAUUUUUUUGAACUUAUCAAAAUGACGAUAUAUGGCCAAAAUAUAUCCAUCGACCCCGAAAAUGAGAAUGAAGACGAGAAUGAACCCCUCCUUCCAGAGAACAGCCGCUAUCCCACCCAAAAUACCACAAAACCAUAUACCAAACUUGUUGUACUUCUAUACUUGUUAAUUCUCAUUGUAGACUUUGGAGGGCUUCUUCAACUUGCACCGAUGACCCAAAUCUUUGAAACCAUCAUAUGUCACAAAUUCUAUGCCCGUUAUCCAGCCAACCAAGACAUAGAGGAGAUCAAUUAUUCCUGCAAGAUACAAGAAGUUCAAAGCGAGCUCGUGCUUCUCAAAGGCGUCCAGAGUUGUCUUAGUAUUCUCCCGAACUUACUUUUGACCAUUCCUUAUGGUGUUCUCGUCAACAUCUAUGGGCGCCAACUAAUCCUAUGUCUUGCAAUGCUAGGGAUUUGCUUACAGCUUACUUGGAUAAUUUUUAUAUCUUGGUUUUCUGACAUAUUCUCUCUCCGACUGAUAUGGCUAUCGUCUGCAUUUCAUAUCAUCGGGGGAGGGCCAAGUGUAGCAUUGUCAAUUGUCUAUGUACUCGUGGCCGACACAGUCCCUGAUAAUGCUCGGGCGCAGGUAUUUUUCGGGCUGGAUGCUGCUAGACUACUUGCAGUAGCAGCAGGAACAGCAACCAGUUCUGCGCUCAUGAAGCGAGGCCCAUGGAUUCCUAUGCUUUUCGCGCUUCUCGUCACCUAUAUUGGCAGUUCGCUUGCAUUAUUCAUACCGGCUGGUGGAACAGCCUCAAGCUUAAUGAGGAAUUCUAGACAUAAUUCGCCAGAAGACGCACAAGCUUCUGGUGCGUUUUCUACCACAACACGUUUUUCAUCUCUAGAAAUAAGAUAUAAAUUAUUCAAGAAUGAUUUACGAAGGUUUAUAAAGUCUUUAUUAAUCAACAGUCUUGCGAGGAAAAUUCUCGUUAUGUCCGUUAUUAGUACCUUAGCUGGCAGCUCUUCCAGUCUUGUUCUAAUCUAUGCAUCGAAGCGGUUUGACUGGAGCUUUGCAAGGGCAAACCUUUUAACCACACUUCGAGCUAGCAUUAACCUGGUCGUCAUCCUACUCCUGAUUCCCCUGGCCGGCUUCUGGCUCAUGGUCCGGUGCAAAGUUUCUCACAGAGAAAAGGAAACCUAUCUAGCACGGGGAAGUGCAUCUUUUAUUCUCCUUGGGCUGUUUAUAGUUGCAAUAGCCCAUACUCCAGCUCUGCUGAUCACCGGUGUUGUAGUGUCAUCUCUGGGAUUUGGUGUUGAUGCUCUGCUUCGUUCAAUUCUGACAUCAGUCAUUCCUAGCCAUGAAAUUGGCACAUUCUACACAUCAAUGACACUUUUACAGAAUCUGGGAGAAUCUGCUGGCGGACUGCUAUACUCGACUCUAUUUUCUGUGGCAUUGAAUCUACAGGGGUUUUGGCUUGGGCUACCAUAUAUGAUUUCGGCUAUCCUGUCUGUUCUCUUUUUAGUUAUGGCCUUCGAUGCGCGACUUUCACAUGACAAGUCUGAAGAUCAAGAAGAUUAGCCCGGCACAAUCUCGAGCCAACGGAAGUUGUGGCAGAGACUUUUAUCUUAUCACAGUAAUCAAAGAAGUAUCA